Molecule: messenger RNA, 678 nt
Organism: Entrophospora sp. SA101
Lineage: Eukaryota; Fungi; Glomeromycota; Glomeromycetes; Entrophosporales; Entrophosporaceae
Source: the annotation of a GenBank genome assembly
AUGGGUAAAUUUGUUAUGGAUUUUGUGGCCUUAGACGUGGCGACCGGAACAGGUCAAGUGACUCAAGUAUUAGCCGAUUCAUUUAAAAAAGUUUAUGGUGUAGAUUCAUCAGCGAUAAUGUUAGAAAAUGCAGUUAAAAAAUCAAAUAUUACAUAUUCGAUCUCGAUUGCUGAAAAUCUCAAUCAAUUUGAUGAUUAUUCAAUUGAUUUAUUAACUGUCGCUGAGGCUGCUCAUUGGUUUGAUUUACCUAAAUUUUUAGAGGGAUCUUAUCGUGUUCUUAAAUUACCAUCUUAUAAUCUUUUUGAUAAUUAUCCAACUGCUUCGGAAUUGUUGAUUGAUCAUUAUAUAGAUUUGAUGGGUGAUUAUAAGGAGAAAGAAGGUAGAUUGAUACUUGAGAAUUUAUAUAGAGGAUUUGAGAUUCCUGAACGUUUAUUUAAAAAUGUUAAAUUUGAGGUUUACGAUGGAACUAAAGAGAGUGAGCAAUAUCGUUUUAUGGAAGCUGAUUGGACAGUUUCUCAAUAUGAAAAAUAUUUAAAAACAUUUUCAUUAAAAUACCCAAAUGCUGAGAACCCGGUUGAUAAAUUGAUUGCAAGGAUGAAAGAAGCAGAAGGUUGGGAAGAUGAUCAAUUAUUGAAGAUUUAUUGGCGUACAGCUCUUAUCUUGGCUGAAAAGAAUUAG